Molecule: messenger RNA, 300 nt
Organism: Branchiostoma belcheri (Belcher's lancelet)
Lineage: Eukaryota; Metazoa; Chordata; Leptocardii; Amphioxiformes; Branchiostomatidae
Product: cytochrome c oxidase assembly factor 4 homolog, mitochondrial-like
Exons: 2
Coding region: 18-263 (81 amino acids)
Biological process (GO): mitochondrial respiratory chain complex IV assembly
Cellular component (GO): mitochondrial intermembrane space
Source: RefSeq, a predicted model, not a curated record
CCUCAACAGACGACAAGAUGGCGGCGCCCAUGCCGAAUCCUCAUGACAGGACAAGAAAACCUAAACCGAAGGGCGAGGAGGACGAGGAGGAAGAAGAAGACCCUAUAGAUAAGUUGGUGAAUGCGUCAGGAUGUGCGGAUCAACAUUACGCACUGCUGGAGUGCAUGGCUGAGCACCAAGACUGGAGGAAGUGUCAAGAGGAGACAAAGAAGUUCAGGUUAUGCAUGGCGGAGGCACAGAAGAGGAAACUGGAGAAGAGAUGACAAGACACCUUCCUGCCCCUCCCCUCCCUCCCCAGAG